AUGUGUGAGGCUUUUAAUCAUGCAAUCUUGGAGUAUAGAGAUAAGCCGAUCAUUUCACUACUUGAAGGAAUCAAACAUUACAAAACAGUGAGAAUAUCUGCUCAAAAGGAGAAAUUAAGUAGGUACACAGGUGUUACAAGUCCUAGCAUUCAAAAAGUUUUGGAAAAAAUAAAGAGAGUUUCAAACGGUGUUGAGACAUAUGUUGUGAACUUGCUUCAACAGAAAUAUGGUUGUAGGAAGUGGGAUUUAAGUGGAAUACCAUGUUGUCAUGCUAUUGCAUGCAUAUGGUAUAACAAGAAGGAGCCCAAAGAUUACGUUUCAUCAUUCUAUAGGAAAUCUACUGUUCUGGAUACUUAUAGCUAUAUCAUCAUGUCAACCAAUGGCCCACAACUAUGGCCUGUUAAUGUUGCUAACCCAAUCAGCCCUCCAGUCAUGCGAAGAUCUAUCGGUCGUUCUAAGAAGAAUCAUAAUAAGGCGAAUGAUGAACCGAGGAUAAGAAAUACACUGCCUAGAACUCUUCAAACUGUUAAGUGCAAGAAAUGUGGGAGUUUUGGCCAUAACAAACGAACGUGUAAAGGGAAGCGAGCUGCGGAGAGAGCGAUUCCUAAAGGUGGCAACAAAAAAUCUAAAAAAAGGGUGACAAGUCGAGCAAGGAAGCGGGAGAAACUGUUGUAG
This is a messenger RNA of Lathyrus sativus (Indian pea), 675 nucleotides long. The record is from the annotation of a GenBank genome assembly. NCBI's taxonomy places the organism in Eukaryota, Viridiplantae, Streptophyta, Magnoliopsida, Fabales, Fabaceae.